Messenger RNA from Plasmopara halstedii, 183 nucleotides. RefSeq lists its product as uncharacterized. The transcript has 2 exons. The record is from RefSeq and is a predicted model, not a curated record. NCBI's taxonomy places the organism in Eukaryota, Oomycota, Peronosporomycetes, Peronosporales, Peronosporaceae. Bases 1 to 183 code for a protein of 60 amino acids.
AUGCUCUAUGGGUUUAUCCUGUUCGAUGCUGCAUACCAAAAUAGUGAAGCUGGGAGCACUGAUCUCUAUUUUAUUGAUUGUCCGAUGUUCUUGGCACUUCUCGCACAGACACCGACAACAUACAAGAAUGGAGCCAUGACUGCCAUCGCAUCACUGUUGGAAUUUUCAAAUGAGCACCUGUAG